Molecule: messenger RNA, 540 nt
Organism: Kuraishia capsulata CBS 1993
Lineage: Eukaryota; Fungi; Ascomycota; Pichiomycetes; Pichiales; Pichiaceae
Exons: 1
Coding region: 1-540 (179 amino acids)
Biological process (GO): translational termination
Cellular component (GO): mitochondrion
Molecular function (GO): translation release factor activity
Source: RefSeq, a predicted model, not a curated record
AUGCGGAUAUUUGGCACAAUUGCUGGGCGAUGUGUGCAAAGAUCUAUGUGGUUUCACACCAGGUGGAUGGCUGUGCGAAGACCCUUUCAUCACUCGUGGAGGAUGCUAAACGAAGCUGGAGAAGAGGACAAAAUCGAGCAGAUAGCGGCCAAGAUCGCGCGAAUCAAAGUUCCCAAAGCCAACAAGAUGCCACCUCGACCUAAGAUCAAUGAAAAUGAGAUCGAGGAAAAGUUCAUAAAGGGAGGCAGCGGCAAGGGCGGUCAGAAGAUCAACAAGACCAACAGCAAGGUUCAGCUGACGCACAUACCUACGGGGAUAGUGGUCACGUCGCAGGCAACGCGAUCAAGAGAUCAAAACCGCAAAAUUGCACGAGAGAUUUUGGCACAGAAGAUUCAGGACCAAGCCAACCCUGACACAAGCAGAAGUGCCAUGGUCAUACUACGGAAACAGGCCCGCAAGAGUCGGGCUAAACGCAAGACGCGCAAGAAGUACAGACUGUUGGACUCUGAAGACGAUACCCAUGAGACAAACGAUAAAUAA